AUGGACUCUGCAGCGACGCUCGUCAACCCCACUCCGCCUACACCCUACUUCAUGACCAGCACUAAUCUAAAGAACGCCAUAUUUUACGCGCAACCUGGUAUCCCACUGUACACGAUCACCAACGAUGGGAAACAGACAAUAGUCAACGACCGUCGUACUCCUGGUCGGAUUGUUGCCAUUUUCCAUCAGCGAGAAUUUCUCCCAAAUACUAUUUCAUUUCCAGAACGGAAUGGUAGCGCAUCCAUCAGCGUGCAAAAAUGGCUCCGAAAAACCAAGCUUGCAGACGGAACAACUGCUUUUGUCAUGGGGACCGAUUACGGGCCAUGCGUGUGGAAGAUGAUCUCAAGCCAUCGUCAAAAGGUUUACGCUCAAUGUGACUUGGACAGGCCAAUAGCAUCAUGUUCAUUCCAUACCACGGUGUCAAACGGAAAGCCUGCAUUUUCACUGGAAUACGAUGCAGAGCCUUUGCGUGAAGAUAUUCUGGUGGCUUAUCUGCUCCAGAAACAACGAGUAACGUCAGAGGACAGGCUUAUCGAUGUCUUUGUAGGAUCUCCAGCAGGGUAG
Messenger RNA from Suillus subalutaceus, 564 nucleotides. RefSeq lists its product as uncharacterized. The record is from RefSeq and is a predicted model, not a curated record. NCBI's taxonomy places the organism in Eukaryota, Fungi, Basidiomycota, Agaricomycetes, Boletales, Suillaceae. Bases 1 to 564 code for a protein of 187 amino acids. The transcript has 3 exons.